Molecule: messenger RNA, 2404 nt
Organism: Telopea speciosissima
Lineage: Eukaryota; Viridiplantae; Streptophyta; Magnoliopsida; Proteales; Proteaceae
Product: dnaJ protein ERDJ2-like
Exons: 11
Coding region: 183-2240 (685 amino acids)
Biological process (GO): SRP-dependent cotranslational protein targeting to membrane; post-translational protein targeting to endoplasmic reticulum membrane
Cellular component (GO): Sec62/Sec63 complex
Molecular function (GO): transmembrane protein transporter activity; RNA binding
Source: RefSeq, a predicted model, not a curated record
CUCACUCCAUCGCGCUUUCUGUGACAGGGUCUCUCUCUAUAAAUCGUCCACUUCUCGCCGUCGUACAGAAGUCGGAAGAUCUGAACAAGCGUAAGCGGUAGGACUUAGGAGUAGAUCAAGAUCUCGAUCCUCCACUUUUAACAUAUUCUAAUUGAACAAGCCUUCAUAUACUGUAAGUCUCCAUGGCUGCAUCAGAGGAAAACAGUGCACUAUUCCCAAUAUUCAUCUUAACAGUUCUGGCACUGCCUUUAGUGCCUUACACAAUACUCAAGUUAUGCCGUGCUGCCUCUAGAAAGACAAAGAGCAUUCACUGUCAGUGCUCUGUAUGCUUCCAUUCAGGAAAGUAUCGCAAAUCCAUAUUUAAGCGGAUCUCAUCCGUCUCAACAUGUAGUAACUUUACGCUUGUGCUACUCUGGGUUAUUAUGGCAUUCCUGGUCUAUUACAUUAAACAUAUAAGCCGUGAGAUCCAAGUUUUUGAGCCAUUCAGCAUUCUUGGAUUAGAAUCUGGAGCUUCAGAAUCUGAGAUAAAGAAGGCAUAUAGGAGACUCUCUAUUCAAUAUCAUCCUGAUAAAAAUCCAGAUCCAGAGGCGCACACAUAUUUUGUGGAAUUCAUAUCCAAGGCUUAUCAGGCUCUAACAGACCCUAUUUCGCGUGAAAAUUUUGAAAAAUAUGGUCAUCCAGAUGGCAGGCAGGGGCUUCAAAUGGGAAUAGCUCUUCCCGAGUUUCUUCUAAACAUUGAUGGAGCGUCUGGGGGAGUACUCUUACUUGGGAUUGUUGGAGUCUGCAUUCUUUUGCCUUUGAUGUUGGCUGUUAUAUAUCUCUCGAGGUCAUCAAAAUAUACUGGAAACUACGUUAUGCAUCAGACGCUGUAUGCUUAUUAUCACUUGAUGAAACCUUCAUUGGCUCCAAGCAAGGUUGUAGACGUCUUCAUUAAUGCUGCUGAGUACAAGGAAAUGCCAGUUCGUAGGAGUGAUGGUGAGCCCCUUCAGAAACUGUUCAUGUUAGUCAGGAGUGAGUUGAACCUGGACCUUAAGAACAUUAAGCAAGAGCAAGCAAAGUUUUGGAAGCAGCAUCCGGCCCUUGUUAAGACAGAAUUGUUGAUUCAGGCGCAAUUAACACGUGAAGCAGGAACCUUACCAUCAGCUUUGCAGGGCGACUUUAGGCAUGUGCUUGAACUUGCACCUCGCCUUCUUGAAGAACUAAUGAAGAUGGCAGUUAUACCACGCAGUCCUCAAGGACAUGGAUGGCUGAGGCCUGCAGUUGGGGUUGUUGAGCUUUCUCAAAGUAUCAUUCAGGCUGUUCCUCUUAAUGCAAGAAAAGCGACGGGAGGAUCCGCUGAAGGCGUUGCACCCUUUCUUCAGCUCCCCCAUUUUAGUGAGGCAAUUGUCAAAAAGAUCGCCCGCAAGAAGGUGCGCACAUUUCAAGAGUUUCAAGACAUGAGCCCUCAAGAGCGUGCUGAGCUAAUGACUCAAGCUGCAGGAUUCUCUGCUUCUGAAGCUCAAGACGUGGAGGUUGUCCUUGAAAUGAUGCCUUCCAUAACAAUUGAAAUUACUUGUGAGACAGAAGGAGAAGAGGGCAUACAAGAGGGUGACAUUGUUACUAUGCAUGCAUGGAUCACACUCAAGCGUGGGAAUGGCCUAGUUGGUGCCCUUCCGCAUGCCCCCUACUUCCCAUUUCCCAAGGAAGAAAAUUUCUGGUUGCUGCUUGCAGAUUCGACCAACAAUGUGUGGAUGUCCCAGAAGGUUAGCUUCAUGGAUGAGGCUGCAGCUGUUACUGCUGCAUCAAAGGCCAUUCAAGAGACACAGGAGGGUUCAGGGGCAAGCUUGAAGGAGAUAAGUGCUGCAGUUAGAGAAGCAGUCGAGAAAGUGAGGAAUGGAUCAAGGUUGGUGAUGGGUAAGUUCCAGGCCCCUGCAGAAGGGAAUUACAAUCUGACUUCCUAUUGCCUGUGUGACUCGUGGAUUGGCUGUGACAAGAAGACAAGUUUGAAGUUGAAGGUUUUGAAACGAAGCCGAGCUGGGACAAGAGGGGGUACCAUGGCGGAAGAGGGACCAGCUGUUGAGGAUGGAAUCGAGGAGGAAGAGGAGGAGGAAGAAGAAGGAUAUGAUGACUAUGAGAGCGAGUACAGUGACGAUGGUGAGGAUGAACUGGAUACAAAGAAGAAUGGAGCGGUUGCUAAUGGUGUAUCUCAUAGAAAAGGCAGCGGUUCAAGUUCUGAAAGUUCAGGCACAGAUGAAGAGUGAGUGCCUGUUUUUUUUGCUUUUUAAGCUACAGGUGAGUUUUGUCUCUUCAUUCAGUCAUUUGGUGGAAGAAUUGGUGGAAGAAUACUGCUUUUACCAUGACAACUUAGGUCAUCAAUAUCUUUUUCAAUAUACUGUUUUCAUAGAUAAAAUAAAGAUAUUGUGCA